This is a messenger RNA of Soboliphyme baturini, 204 nucleotides long. Lineage: Eukaryota; Metazoa; Nematoda; Enoplea; Dioctophymatida; Soboliphymatidae. The record is from the annotation of a GenBank genome assembly.
AUGAUCAUACCUAUUCGUUGCUUUACCUGUGGUAAAGUUAUCGGAAAUAAGUGGGAAGCGUAUUUGGGCUUGCUUCAAGCAGAAUACACAGAAGGUGAUGCUUUGGAUGCUCUCGGUUUGAAACGCUACUGCUGUCGUCGAAUGCUGUUGUCGCACGUCGACCUGAUCGAAAAAUUGCUGAAUUACCACCCGUUGGAAAAAUAA